ACAGAAAGCUCAGCUGUUCACCGUUUACAGAGAGAUUGAGCCGGAUUUGGUAUUUAUUUUUCCUCCAGCUCACCUGCGACCUCACCGCGAUGUCUUUCUGUCAGUUUUUCGGCGGUGAGAUCUACAAGGAUCAUUUUAAACCAGGAAUGUAUGUGUGCUCCAAGUGUAACCAUCCCCUGUUCUCCAGUCGCUCAAAGUUCGCUCACUCGUCUCCCUGGCCGGCGUUCACGGACACCAUCAGAGAGGACAGCGUCACCAAGAUGAUGGAGACGCUCACCGCCUUUAAGGUCCUGUGUGGAAAGUGUGGCAACGGACUGGGACAUGAGUUUGUGAAUGAUGGUCCAGAGGAAGGAGUGUCACGUUUUUGAAUAUUCAGCCACUCGCUCAAGUUUGUCCCCAGCAAAGGAAAGGACAAGCAGUAAAGAGCGAGUUCCGGUCUUUCCUGAAGCUGCUCAGCUACAGGUGCAGCGAUCAGGUCGGGUCAGUGGGUGACGUGGACAGGAGAAAGUCCUGAGAGGGACGUCCUGUCCACUGAGGAAUCUUUGACCAGCUUGAGACACACAUCUCUGCAGAUAUUCCUUUAAGAACAUCUCUGGAACGCCGAACACAUGAACUCUGAUGUCACUCUUUGUAAAAUGUAUCAGCAGAUGCAUGUUAAUGUAGCAAGAAUUUAAACAAAUAAAAGGUCUUCAUUAUAGGCAGUCACUUGCCUCUUAUUGCUGCUAUUUUUUUUUAAUUUCACAUGAUGUAACUACUUUAUUAUUUAGUCUGCUGUACUGAAACUGGCAGAGCGAGUAACUUUCCCAAAGGUACUGUACAUGUAACCAUAUAAUCUAUGCAGCAAAGUCCAGAUAGUCAGUCUGCUGCUUUGCAUGUUGAUUUUAAGAUCAUGCAAUAGCAAAGAAACUCUAUGAAUCUUUAUUUUCUUCCUGUUUGUCACAUACUGUAAGCUGGUUCACGAUCAUUGGCUUAAUUUUUCGGCACCUUUUGCUUGCUCUUAUAACAAGUUUAUUGUCACUUAAAGUAUACUUCCAUGAAUUUUGUUUUACCUUCCAUUGUUUGUGUUUUGAUGCUUGUAUUAAAACAAAAACAAUAAAUUAUAUUUGAUAGAUUUUU
Amphiprion ocellaris (clown anemonefish) is the source of this 1116-nucleotide messenger RNA. RefSeq names its product methionine sulfoxide reductase B1b (gene msrb1b). Gene Ontology annotation, molecular function: peptide-methionine (R)-S-oxide reductase activity. Lineage: Eukaryota; Metazoa; Chordata; Actinopteri; Pomacentridae. The transcript is spliced from 4 exons. The record is from RefSeq and is a predicted model, not a curated record.